Rotaria sp. Silwood1 is the source of this 960-nucleotide messenger RNA. The record is from the annotation of a GenBank genome assembly. Lineage: Eukaryota; Metazoa; Rotifera; Eurotatoria; Philodinida; Philodinidae.
AUGAAUGAAAAUAUUGUUUUAGAACCUCUGCUUUCAUCAAAUCAAGAAGUAAUUAUAUAUUUAUUUAUUUAUCAUCCAUUACUAUUUCUCUUCCUAUGGUCUUAUUAUCAAACAAUAUUUAAACCUUUAGUCGGGCCACCUAGUGAUUUCUAUGUUGGUGAAGCAGAAGGUGAACGUAUAGCAACAGCACAAACAUUAGACGAACGACGUACGUCUCUGCUUCGUUUUUGUCGUCGAGGAGAUUUACCCGUAUUAACUCGACAUUUUGAUGGAAGUAUUCGUUACUGCUUUUUAUGUCGAUGCAUAAAACCCGAUCGAGCUCAUCAUUGUUCUUUAUGUGGAAAAUGUGUUCUUCGAUAUGAUCAUCAUUGUCCAUGGACAAAUAGUUGUGUUUCCUAUGCAAAUUAUAAAUUUUUUAUUUUAUUUCUUGGUUGGGCUUUAGUAUUUUGUACUUAUGUUGCAGCAACAUCAUUAGAAUAUUUCAUUCUUUUUUGGCAGGGGAUUGCUAAUGCUCAUAUGGAUGUGAAUAAUUCAGCAUCACCAGGUGGAAAAUUUCAUUUACUUUUUCUCUUUUUUGCGUCAAUUAUGUUUGCUAUUAGUGUAUCAUCAUUAUUUUUUUAUCAUUUAUUUUUAACUGGAAAAAAUCGAACUACACUUGAAUCAUUCCGAGCACCAAUAUUUUCUGAUGGACCACAGAAAGAUGGAUUCAAUAUAGGUUGCAAACAAAAUUUUCAAGAAAUAUUUGGAAAAAAAAUUCUAACUGCAAUUAUACCAAUAUGGACAACUCGAGGUGAUGGAGUUCAUUAUCAAGUGAAUAGUUUAUUACUUGGUGCUUUGCAACUACAACAACAACAAUUUGGUAAUAUAAGUAAUGAUGUAGCUUUGCCACUAGACACAACAUCGAAUUCUGUGAACAAUGAUCGUAAUUAUCUGUUGAGUGAAAAUAACAACAACAGAUAA